UAUUAGCUGUCAAUGAAAUUUAUAUAUCUGACAAUACGCAGAUCACCUUAAAAGAUAAGGACAUUGUAGCUGUUAUUCCGCCAAUAAGUGGAGGUUGAAAAAAAAUGAUUGAUUUAAAGAUUGUGAAUUCUGAACUUGAUAUUAACUCUGCGAUAAAUUCUGUCAAUUCACCACAAUGCGGAGCUAUAUCAAUAUUUAUUGGAACGACUAGAGAACAAUUUAAUGGGAAUAAAGUAAAAACUUUGUUUUACGAAGCUUACGAGUCGAUGGCGUUGAAUGAAAUGAAAAGUAUCACUGUGCUGACCAGACAAAAAUGKCCAGAAGUUGUGAACAUUGCAAUACAUCACAGGAUUGGUGAAGUAAAAGUUGGAGAAGCCGGUGUAGUGAUUGUCGCUUCAUCUCCUCAUCGCAAACAUGCUCAAGAAGCUGUAUCGUUUAUACUUGAACAACUAAAAACCACGGUUCCCAUUUUUAAGAAAGAACAGUACGAAAACGGCAGUAGUAUAUGGAAAGCCAAUGAAGAAUGCGCUUGGAACAGUAACAAUAUAUAAAAUURUUAAAUGUCAAAUUUAACAUGUAAUUGGACUAUUGUUUUAAUUGAAUACUUAAUUAUUUAAUAAUUAAAAAAACUAUUAAAAUUAA
Messenger RNA from Diuraphis noxia (Russian wheat aphid), 642 nucleotides. RefSeq names its product Molybdenum cofactor synthesis 2B. Gene Ontology annotation, cellular component: cytosol; molybdopterin synthase complex. Lineage: Eukaryota; Metazoa; Arthropoda; Insecta; Hemiptera; Aphididae. Gene Ontology annotation, molecular function: molybdopterin synthase activity. The record is from RefSeq and is a predicted model, not a curated record. Gene Ontology annotation, biological process: Mo-molybdopterin cofactor biosynthetic process.